AUGGCCUUUUCAGACCCAGCAAAGUUUGUCCUUUUGGCCAUCGCGAUUGCCUUUGUCCUCUUUGCCCUUGGCUUCUUGAUGUGGCAGGUCUACAAAUACUUCAUUCAUACACAGGAGAAUUGCCAGAAAAUAUGUGAGGAUUUGCCGUCUGAAAUAAAGCACCCAAGAUACCGUGGGGUUGAGGACCCCAACACUGACCCUAUCUGCGGCCUGUCUUCAUCUUCACUUACAUCCUCAGAGUAUGGUCAACUUAAUGGAGACAUGGAGGAGCCUGUCAAGGAAUGGCGGUCCCACAUAGUCACAGAUGGUUCUUGUCCUCUUUUUGGAAACCGGUUCAGCAGUGUACUACCAGAACAUAUAAACCUUCAUGAUAUCAUACUCAAGAUGGAGGUCAGAGGCAAAUUGUCUAGAAACACAGCUCUAGGGGAGGUACGAGUAUCUCUGAAGAGCCUCAACAUAACAAAACCUAUUGAACUGCUCAAAGAACUACAAACUCCAAAAAAGGAUCUUGUCGGAGAACUACUUUUGUCUUUACAAUACUUGCCAUCUUCAAAAAGGCUUGAAAUUGGACUUUUAAAGGUUAAGGUGGUUACUGUUAAUACUUUCAUGAAUGCGGCUGUUUGUGCCAAAAUCAUUGUCAAGUGCAACCAAUACCGACAAGAGACACAAAAAUCGUCCGUGGUGUCUUACAGUACGGCUGCAGAUAGUUGA
Messenger RNA from Knipowitschia caucasica, 711 nucleotides. The record is from the annotation of a GenBank genome assembly. NCBI's taxonomy places the organism in Eukaryota, Metazoa, Chordata, Actinopteri, Gobiiformes, Gobiidae.